This is a messenger RNA of Phanerochaete carnosa HHB-10118-sp, 1507 nucleotides long. RefSeq lists its product as uncharacterized. The record is from RefSeq and is a predicted model, not a curated record. Gene Ontology annotation, biological process: basic amino acid transport; transmembrane transport. The coding region runs from base 302 to 1507 and encodes 401 amino acids. Lineage: Eukaryota; Fungi; Basidiomycota; Agaricomycetes; Polyporales; Phanerochaetaceae. Gene Ontology annotation, cellular component: fungal-type vacuole membrane. Gene Ontology annotation, molecular function: basic amino acid transmembrane transporter activity. The transcript is spliced from 14 exons.
ACGGUAUAUUGGUCCUUUGAUCCUCCACCGACCAUGCGCUGUGGAGCUACGCAGCGUGCAAGCAGCGGGCACCUCUGCCUGCGACUUUCCCUAACAACCACUAGGAGGGCUUCAGUGAAAUGAGCGUAAUACUUCAGCAAAUAUUCGAAUUAGCAAUAUUGCGGGUUAAACCGCAAAGCUCUGCGGAUGCCACGACACACGCGAACGGACGAGAUCCUCUGCUACAUCAGGCGAGGAAUGUACGCGAUUACUCCAGUCGAGGCUUAGGCCAGGAAACCUGCACCACUCCUGUCGACAUACCAUGUCGCAUUCGGUAUACCAUCUUGGCCGGGCUGUGGCUUGCGACCUUUCUUUCGCUAACUGUAAGCAAGCAUUCUCUGGACCUGACCUGCGCGAAACUUACUCCUUUCAUUCCACGCAACGGCUUUUAGCUACCCUCGUGGCUACCGUACUUCCCGACAUAUCGUCUGAGUUCCACCAGUCGCACCAAGCGGGCUGGCUAGGAACAUCAUACCUGCUGGCGACGUGCACGUUCGCCCCUCUCUACGGACGUCUGUGCGACAUCGUAGGACGCAGGGUUGCGGUGCAGAUGGCGAUCCUGCUGUCGCUGGUCGGGUGCAUCAUGAGCGCGUUGGCGAACAACAUGCUCGUGCUCAUCGUCGCACGAUUUGUCGGAGGGCUUGGAGGCGGUGGGGUGAUGACGGCCGCAACGAUAGUGACAAGCGACCUAUUUGAGCUGCGGAGCCGAGGUAUAACUCAGGGUCUGGCUAUGGUCUGUAAUAGCAUUGGCAUGGGUAUGGGCGGUCCUCUUGGAGGCUUCGUCAGUGAUUGGUUCGGUUGGAGAUGGGCGUUUCUGGCGCAGAUACCGCUGUUUUGUCUGUCAUUCAUCCUGAUCACAUUCAGUCUACGUUACUCCAAUCCCGACGGAAAGGGCAUGAGAGAGAUGUCGAGAAGGAUAGACUUCACAGGGACAACAAUCUUGUUUGGAUCUGUCCUCUGCUUUCUCCUUUUUCUCAGCUACCACGCAAAUGACUAUCUGCCUUGGUCCGACCCCCUCGUCCACUGGCCCUUCGCAGGCUUUCUCGCCCUCGCUCUGCUCUUUCUUCUCUUUGAACUCCUCUUCGCGCACGAACCGGUACUUGCCCCCUUCCUUCUCAGGCAGAAGGUUCCGCUGUUAGUUGGCAUCAGCAACUUUUGCAUCGCGAUGUGCAACUUUGCCGUUCUGUAUUACUUUCCAAUGUGGUUCAGGACGGUCAGACUGGACAGUGCUGGGCGCGCCGGUGCCCAUUUGAUUCCUAAUGGUGUCUCCUUCUCUGCAGGGUCGCUUUUCGCUGGCUGGGUGAUCCGCUACACGGGCGUGUACAAGAAGCUUGACCUGCUCUUUGGGCUAUUCCCUAUCAUUGGCACAGUCCUGCUGAUCAUGAUGCGGGAGACAUCCUCUCCGUUCCAGCUGUGGUUCUCCAUCGCAAGUAGCCUCUUCUCUGCGCUGAUUAUUAGCACGCACUGA